ACCUGAACAAACUCCACAUGCACAUCAAUUUGCCAACUUCAUCAUGACGACCUUUCGAUUACCACGACGCUCAUCAUCUGGCCGCUUCAUCUUGCGUGCGUGUAUUGUUUUGGCUGUUACCGUUCUUUUUUUCCUUGUCGCUCGUGUAUCACCGUCCUCACGAGUAACAAGACUUGUUUCACAUAACGAUAACACCGACAACUUUUACUACCGAGACAAUACCAUAUACGUUGACCCAUUUAUUGGCACCAGCGGUCCAGGGCAUGUCUUUCCUGGUGCAACGCUGCCUUUCGGCAUAGCAAAACCUGGCCCUGAUAUGACGGGCAACGAUAACCAAGCUGGCUAUAAUCCUAGCGGCAUCAUUCGCGGUUUUUCUCAGCUCCAUAGCGAUGGGAAUCCCAGCUACGGAAAUAUACAAGUACAACCAUUAGCGGGAGAGGAGUGGGAGAUUUGGGAUUAUGCUUCACUGAGGAUAGAAGGAUCACAGGUGGCAUCCCCUGGAUAUUUCGCGAUAGGAUUAGAUAGGUUUAAUGUGACGGUGGAGAUGACGGCAGCUCACAAAACCAGCGUCUUCCGAUAUGACUUUCAUAAUGCAAGCAAGGUUGCAGUCAUGAUAAAUGUUGGCCGAGAUCUCAUGGAGUCCUUUAUGGGCGGUAUGAUCAACCUCGACCGCGACAAGAGAGAAAACACACGAAUUACUGGUUACGGUACCUACCGGCCCAGCUUCGCUCCCACCGGUGCAUUUAAAGUCUUCUUUUGUACUGACUUCAAUUUGAAACCGUCAAGCGCCGCCUUAUUUGACGAUCAGCUACACAAUGAGACCGAGACUACUUUGACCGGAGGUUGGGGCGGCCUUGGUGCAUUGGUUCAAUUUGACACUAUGACCUUGGAAGAGCCUCUUAUCUCCAGGGUUGGCAUCUCCUUUGUAUCUGAGGCACAAGCUUGCGCCAGCGCUGAGGAUGAAGUGCCAGCAUUUGACUUUGACUUGACACAUAUGGCAGCGAAGAAGACCUGGGAGGACACAUUGGGCAAAAUUCGUGUGGAUGGCGGAACAGAAGACGAUAAAGUCCUUUUUUAUUCCAGUUUAUACCGUCACUUCAUCUCACCCGUAAACAAAACCGGGGAGAAUCCCAAGUGGGAAUCAUCAGAGCCAUACUAUGAUGAUUUUUAUUGUCUUUGGGAUACAUAUCAUGGUGUCAUGCCGCUUUACGCCAUGACUCACUCACAACCACUGGCUGAGAUGGUUCGAGGCUUGAUAGACAUAUAUCGAAAUGAAGGGUAUAUGCCAGAUUGUUACAUGGGUAUGGGCCCAGGCUAUUCACAAGGCGGAAGCAAUGCCGAAAUGCCACUGACAGACUUUCUGGUCAAGCAUGGUGCAAACUAUGGUGGCGUUUCUUGGGAAGACGGUUUUCAAGCGAUGAUGAAGGAUGCCACUGUUGAACCAAUGUACCAAGGCUGGACGGUGCAUGGACGAACCGACAUUGAAUUCUACAGUGAAAAUGGGUAUGCUCCAGCACCUGAAGACUCCACAUAUGACGCACCUCAGAGGUCAGCUCGCUCUGCCUCACGUACCAUUGAGUAUUCUCGCAACGACUUCGCCAUCGCGCUGGCAGCUCACCAACUUGGAAACACUAGUGUUUAUAAAGAGUAUCUGGCAAGAGCAAAUAAUUGGAUCAACCUCUGGAAUCCAGAUGUAGAAGAAGAUGGAUUUUCAGGCUUCAUUAUGCCAAGAUAUCAGAACGGCUCAUGGGAUCUAUAUCCACCUCAAUUUUGCGGGCCGACCCUAAAUCAUUUUAGUUGCUUUCUUGACUCCAGAGGAGGAGAGUUUUACGAAGAAUCAUCUUGGAUCUACAGCUUUUCAGCUCCACAAGAUCAAAUCAAAUUGAUAGAAUUGAUGGGAGGGCCUGAGCAAUACGUCAAGCGGCUCGAUCAUUACUUUGACAAAGGCUAUCAUGACAUGGGCGACGAACCAGCCUUCCUUAUCCCUUACCUCUACAAUUGGGCAGGGCGAAUAGAUAAAACCACUGAUAUCAUUCGUACCUUAUUGAGAACCCAUUUCUCCACCAAUUCGUCGGGAUUACCAGGCAAUGAUGAUAGUGGUGCAGAAGGAUCAUUUGUUGUUUGGUCGAUGAUGGGCUUUUAUCCCGUGUCGGGAACAGACGUCUAUCUCUUGUCUUCACCCUUGUUUACUGAGACCUCCUUACUGAUAGGUCCAAACCAAGUUUUUACCAUCGUGGCCAACAACUUGACUGAUACCAAUCGCUACAUUCAAAAAGCGACGUUGAAUGGCCAGCCUUUUGAUCGUUCUUGGUUUCGCCAUAGUGAGAUAGCAGGUGAAUCCGGUGCUAGGUUAGAACUGGAGAUGGGCGCAGAGUGGACGGGCUACGGUGUCAAGAAGCUGCCACCAGCCAUCACCGGAGACGUGUCUUGGGUGCAAUAAAUGUAGUUAUUCCGCGGGUUGCCAUAGGAAAAAAGAAAAAUCCUCAAAAUAUAUAUAUAUAUUGCCAUGAUAUUGGCAGAAUGCAAUGCUCCUCGUCCUCCUGAUUACCUUGGAGUCAACCGGUUGGACAUCCGCGCCUUUUGCCUAUAGUAGGAGCGGCGGCUAACAUGUUUAAAUAAAUAUCAGUUCCUC
Messenger RNA from Umbelopsis ramanniana AG, 2632 nucleotides. RefSeq lists its product as uncharacterized. NCBI's taxonomy places the organism in Eukaryota, Fungi, Mucoromycota, Umbelopsidomycetes, Umbelopsidales, Umbelopsidaceae. Gene Ontology annotation, molecular function: peptide-N4-(N-acetyl-beta-glucosaminyl)asparagine amidase activity; carbohydrate binding. The transcript has 14 exons. Bases 44 to 2440 code for a protein of 798 amino acids. Gene Ontology annotation, cellular component: cytosol; nucleus. Gene Ontology annotation, biological process: glycoprotein catabolic process; protein quality control for misfolded or incompletely synthesized proteins; protein deglycosylation. The record is from RefSeq and is a predicted model, not a curated record.